AAAAUCUUACAACUAACAUAAAUUGAAUCAUUAAAAAUGGAGCCAAUGAACAAUGUACAAUACACAAGCGAGCCGACAAGCGACGAAUUUGAGGCGGAGGGCCAAUUCAUAAUGCGAGUUCCCGAGGAUCGUGCCGAGACCAUUCACGAGGCCAUCAGGGAUGGAAAUGUACACAAGAAAUUGAGCAUUGCACUGAAGGAGGACCUGCGUCAGGGUCAGGUUUGGCUGGAUGGCUCUAUGCUCUACACGAAGCUCGUCGACCUGCCCUCAAUCGUGGAAAGCUACAAGACGACGGACAAGAAGAACUUCUACAAGACUGCAGAUAUUUCCCAGAUGCUCAUAUGCACCGAGAAGCCAGAGGAAAUCGAAUGCAAGUCAUCAGAAUCGGAAGAAGAGGCCGCCAAUAAGCAGCCCCAAACUUACAUGUAUCCACAUGGCAUCACUCGUCCACUCAAGAUCCCUGCUGGGCUCCAACGACGCUGCAGCCUUAUGUAGGCGCCCUUGAGGCCUUGGAGAUCAGACUAGAACAGAGCCAAAGCAGCCAGAACACUUAAAUAUCGAGGAGAGACGGCGUGUGGAGAACAGGAACAGCAGGA
This is a messenger RNA of Drosophila persimilis, 596 nucleotides long. Its product is annotated as transcription initiation factor TFIID subunit 7. NCBI's taxonomy places the organism in Eukaryota, Metazoa, Arthropoda, Insecta, Diptera, Drosophilidae. The coding region runs from base 37 to 495 and encodes 152 amino acids. Gene Ontology annotation, cellular component: transcription factor TFIID complex. Gene Ontology annotation, biological process: transcription initiation at RNA polymerase II promoter; RNA polymerase II preinitiation complex assembly. Gene Ontology annotation, molecular function: RNA polymerase II general transcription initiation factor activity. The record is from RefSeq and is a predicted model, not a curated record. The transcript is spliced from 2 exons.